This is a messenger RNA of Rhincodon typus (whale shark), 880 nucleotides long. RefSeq names its product lysine-specific demethylase 4C-like. Gene Ontology annotation, biological process: chromatin remodeling. Bases 16 to 846 code for a protein of 276 amino acids. Gene Ontology annotation, molecular function: histone H3K9 demethylase activity; histone H3K36 demethylase activity. The record is from RefSeq and is a predicted model, not a curated record. NCBI's taxonomy places the organism in Eukaryota, Metazoa, Chordata, Chondrichthyes, Orectolobiformes, Rhincodontidae. The transcript is spliced from 7 exons. Gene Ontology annotation, cellular component: nucleus.
AAGUCCCAUGGCUUCAUGCUUUCAAGUUGUUUUCCAGAGCAAUUCAUCAGAAAUGUAGGGAAAAAAAAAUCUGCCAAGAGUCGACGGCAUCCAUUGUGCAAACCACCUGCUAGAUCUCCAUCAACUCUGGUCAAACAAGAAUUGAUAAGCGAUGAAGAAUUGGUUGAUUCCACAUCCAAUGAAGAAGAGGUAAAUGAAACUCAGCCUUGGGCCAAACCUCUUGUCCAACUCUGGCAGAAUAAACCACAUAAUUUUCAAGCAGAGAAGGAAUAUAAUGAAGAAGCCUCGAAAAUGGAACCAUAUUGUGCCAUUUGCUCACUUUUCUUUCCUUAUUACCAGCCUGAUCAUCUCAUGGAAAGCAAAUCUGAAAUCAAAACUGAUACAACUGAAUUGUCACCAUCCAAACAACAUAAAACUAAACCGCUUAUUCCAGAAAUGUGCUUUUCAUACAGUGAAGAAAAUAAUGAUCUCUAUCCCACCAAUUCAUUUAUUGAAGAGGAUGGAACUAGUUUGCUGAUAUCCUGUACAAAGUGCUGUCUACAAGUUCAUGCAAGUUGUUAUGGUGUUCCUCUUCAUGAAAUCCACGAUGGUUGGACCUGUUCUCGUUGUAUGAUUGGUGCUUGGACAGCAGAUUGUUGCCUGUGUAAUUUGAGGGGUGGUGCACUUAAGCAGACUACUGAUAAAAGGUGGGCUCAUGUGAUGUGUGCAGUAGCAAUUCCAGAAGCAAGAUUUGUGAAUGUGAUGGACCGUAGUCCAGUGGAUGUCACCCGAAUUCCUUUGCAAAGAUUGAAGCUCGUAAGUUUGAAGAGUUGCUUUUCUUUUCUUGGUUUCAUCUUCCAAUUGUAAUUAGAUAUUUGCAUAUAAUCCCAACAAAACUGUU